GCAUCUUUGCUUACCUGAACUACCAUGUUCCCCGGACAAGACGGGAAAUCCUGGACACCCUUAUCAAAGGGCUCCAGCGGCUGGAGUACAGAGGCUAUGAUUCUGCAGGUGUGGGAGUCGAUGGCGGAAACGACAAGGACUGGGAAGCUAAUGCUUGCAAAAUCCAGAUUAUCAAACAGACGGGGAAAGUGAAGGCUCUGGGCGAAGAAGUUUACAAGCAACAGGACAUGGACCUCGACAUCGAGUUUGACGUACAUCUUGGAAUUGCCCAUACCCGUUGGGCUACCCACGGCGAGCCCAACCCUAUCAACAGCCACCCGCAGCGCUCGGAUAAAAACAACG
Messenger RNA from Tauraco erythrolophus (red-crested turaco), 342 nucleotides. Lineage: Eukaryota; Metazoa; Chordata; Aves; Musophagiformes; Musophagidae. The record is from RefSeq and is a predicted model, not a curated record.